Molecule: messenger RNA, 551 nt
Organism: Poecilia latipinna (sailfin molly)
Lineage: Eukaryota; Metazoa; Chordata; Actinopteri; Cyprinodontiformes; Poeciliidae
Product: cornifelin homolog A-like
Exons: 5
Coding region: 135-548 (137 amino acids)
Source: RefSeq, a predicted model, not a curated record
CACAACCAGUAUUCUGUCAGCUCACCACCAAGUGAUAGCAAGACUUUGGAUAACUAGGAUUUCAGCAUUCUGAAGUGAUUGUCAGACUUUUGAACGUGGACAAAAGCUUAUAAACUGUCAGGUUCUAUCAUCUGAUGGCAGACCAACCCCUGAUUGACUGGGAUAGUGAUCUCUGUGACUGCUGCGAGGAUGCACAGACAUGUUGCUAUGGUUUCUGGUGCGGGCCAUGCCUUGCCUGCACUGUUUCAGGCAGAUUUGGAGAGAGCCGCUGGCUCCCCUUAUGUGACAUGUGUGUUGAUAAAAUGAUCUCUCCAGCAGCCCUGUCUCUAAGAGUUGCCAUGAGACACAAAUAUGGUAUCAAGGGUUCACUUUGCAAGGAUAUUGUUGCGACCAGCUGCUGCCCAAUAUGUGUCUGGUGUCAGAUGUACCGCGAGUUAAAACAUCGCAAAAAGUCCCCCGUCGUCAUCAACAUGGAGGUGCAAUCUCCUGUCAACAUGCAGCCUCAUCCAAUGAUGGCAGCUCCUCCUCAGCCUGUUUUCAACAGAUAAGCA